AUGGUGUGGCUACAGGCCAUUGGUGGAGCUGGUCCACUUUCGAACACGGGAAAGCCAAUCAAGGAGGUGAACGUUGGUGGUGUGGACUUCAGCCUUUACCACGGCAAGAAUGGCAACAUGACGGUAUAUUCGUUCGUCGCUGCAAACACUACGAACAGUUUUUCGACGGACUUCAAGCAGUUUUUCGAUGAACUCCCGGCCAACAACUCGAUAGCUCCGGAGCAGUAUUUGAUUAACGUUCAGGCCGGCACUGAGCCCUUUGUCGGCAAUGGCAAGCUGACUGUGUCCAAAUACUCGGCUGCGGUUCACACGGUUUAG
Phytophthora nicotianae INRA-310 is the source of this 318-nucleotide messenger RNA. RefSeq lists its product as hypothetical. The coding region runs from base 1 to 318 and encodes 105 amino acids. The transcript has a single exon. Gene Ontology annotation, molecular function: cellulase activity. The record is from RefSeq and is a predicted model, not a curated record. NCBI's taxonomy places the organism in Eukaryota, Oomycota, Peronosporomycetes, Peronosporales, Peronosporaceae. Gene Ontology annotation, biological process: polysaccharide catabolic process.